Messenger RNA from Medioppia subpectinata, 1015 nucleotides. Lineage: Eukaryota; Metazoa; Arthropoda; Arachnida; Sarcoptiformes; Oppiidae. The record is from the annotation of a GenBank genome assembly.
CAUAAAGUUAAUAAAAUUAAACCAACCAAGAUGAUAAAACUAUUAUUCUUAGCCGCGUUUAUUACUCUAGGCUCGUGCCAACUGUUUGGCCUAUUUGGGCCACCCAAACCGGCUCAAUUUACCACCAAGUUCAAUCUAUACACGCGUAAUAACAAACAAACUGCCCAGGUGCUCACAUCGCGCGACGCUGGCAAUCUGGCCGCUAUCACCAAGACCAAUUUCAAGGGCUCGCUGAUGACCAGGUUUAUUGUCCACGGCUUUGUCGACACCACGUCUGCCAGCGUAUGGAUGGGCAAAAUGAAGGACGCGUUUUUGGAUGCCGGCGACUGUAAUGUGUUUAUUGUCGACUGGAGUGCCGGUAAUGGAUUUUUGUCUUAUGAUCAGAGUGCUUCUGGAUUAUCUGUAGCCAAUGUGCAUAUAUUGGGUCAUUCAUUGGGCGCACACAUCGCCGGAUACGCUGGACAGGCAUUUAACGGACAGUUAGGCCGUAUCACUGGCUUUGACCCGGCUGGUCCUGGUUAUGCCGGUAAAGAUACCAAAGACAAACUCAAUCCAUCGAACGCUCAAUUUGUGGAUGCUAUACACACCGACACAUUCCCAUUGAUAGGGUUGGGUAUAAACGAGAACUCGGGUCACGUGGACUUUUACCCUAACGGCGGUCACGAUCAACCUGGUUGCGUUAUUAACCGAUUGGGCGCUAUGAUCGAUAACGGUUUAUACGGUGGUUUUGCGUGCAGUCACUUUAGGUCAGUAGAGUUCUACACGGCCAGCCUAAACCCCAAUAACCCUAAGGGUGUGGCCACCCAGUGCUCGGACUACAGUACAUACCUGUCCGGUGAUUGCGAUGAUAGUGCCGGUGCUAAUGGAGGCACUGUUGUAUUGGGUGAACAGGCAAUACUGGCCAAGCCUUACGAGAGCAUCACUGUUGGCAAUAAAUAUUAUUUGGCCACGGGCGCUUUCUAUCCGUUUUUUGAAACUAAAUAAUUAAUAAAUUUUGAUAAUAAUAAAAAUACUG